Molecule: messenger RNA, 2481 nt
Organism: Brugia malayi
Lineage: Eukaryota; Metazoa; Nematoda; Chromadorea; Rhabditida; Onchocercidae
Product: GRAM domain containing protein
Exons: 17
Coding region: 1-2481 (826 amino acids)
Source: RefSeq, a predicted model, not a curated record
AUGCAUUCAAUGUCGAUGUCCUUUGGUAGCGAUCAACAAGAGACAGGUGUAACUGAUGGAAAUUUCAUUGCUAAUAGUAAUAUCAUUAUUUCUGAUUAUGAUCAGUCCUGCCAAAAUGGUAUGCUUAACAAUGUAGCUGUUGAAGAGAAUAAAAUGAACGAUACAGGUAGUUACCAAACGGUUUAUUCAGAAUAUCAAUCAUUAGUUGGAAGUUCAGGAGGUAUGACAAUGUCAACUAUUCCACCUGCUUCUACACCAACUUCUUAUCAACAAUUAAAUCAGAUGUCACCGCAGUCAACAGCUGCAUCAGCUAGUCAAUUCGAUCAUAUUACAGUUAUGACAAAUUUACAACAAUCAUCUGAUUUAUACACCGGAAUUCCUGUAUCUUCAGUUUCUAAUGGAAUAGCAUAUACCAUUCCUAAUUCAGCAAAUACCGCUGCACUUCAAAUUUAUCCUCCAUCAGCAAUAACGCAGCAAGUACAGCAGUCAGUUCCAGCGCUUAAUGCAAUGCCUCCAACACUAAUGCAAAAUCGACCAGAUUAUGGCAUGCAGCGCUUGCAAACAUCCCGCGCCAGUAAUAGUCGCACAAAAACGAUAUAUCCAUCCUUAUUACCAGUAACUGGACGUGGUUCCAAUCGUCAGAUUAGUAAUAUAUCCGUUGUCAGUGAUGAUGGACCAACUGUACGACAACACUUACAACAGCAACACCGAGCACGACUGCAACAGCAGUUAGCAUUACAAGAAAAGGCAAAAAUGGAUAAGGACGAUUUAAUGACUGAAUAUUCGGGUAUGGUAUCACCUGCCGUUGAUAAGAUGUUACCGGUAUCUACCAUUAUGAAUUUACCAGCUACGGGUUCAGCAAAUAUGCUUGUAUCAACACCGAUGAAUAUGCUAGCAACACCUUCAUUACCAACUUCUUCAAUGAAUAUACCUGUAUCACCAUCGAUGAAUAUACCUGCUUCACCAUCCACAAAUGUACCUACAUCACCAUCGAUGAAUAUACCUCCGUCGCCUUCCAUGAAUAAUUCUCGGAUUUCCCAGAUGCCACGGCAACAAUACCUUCCUCGUUUAGCUGCUCAGAAACCACGAAUUAUGACAGAUCGUAUUCGACGAAUGCCAAUAUAUGAUAACCAUACAUAUCAACAACCACCACCACCAUCAUUUUGUCCGCAGAAGCAACGUGCUGCUGAAAUUCAUGAGGAAGCUAUUCAGCGUGCGGCUGCUGUUUACAAUCAAAUUAGAGGGCAAAAGAUUUCUCCAUCCGGUGUUAAUCCUCUUCCUCAGGCGACAAGAAACACGACAUUUCCUCCUCAUUCACCUAUCACAACAACUAUUGCUGAAACAUCGAUUGAAACUGUUCCAAAAAAGUCACCAACAAGAAAACGGAAUCAUUCGAUGAUGUCAGCUUCACAGGUCCGUGUCACCGUGCUUGGUACACAAUCAGAGCCAGCUACACAACAAAUUAUCACCGAAAGUGAUCAUGUCUUGCCGAUUCAUGGAAUUGCUGGUCUUCCGAAGCAGCCUCGUAUCGAGAUGGCAGAUACUGGACCUGGAAAAGAUAUUGCUCCUCAUAGCGGUGAUGAGAAACCACCUUGGCAAUUCGUUCGCGCAGUCAACAAUGCUGUUCCCAUGGGUACAUCACAGACAAUGGAAGAUUGCUCAAAAAAUGAUGUUGGAAUAGAUCCUUCCGAUGCACAAAAAUCAUUUGCUAUUCAAAUUAAUAAUAACUCAUUUUCGUUACCAGCUGCUGAACCACUUCUUAACAAUCCAAUUGGUUCAUCUAUCAAUGGUUCAGGAAUAGGUGUGAUAUCUGGUGCAUCUGAUCUGGUCACUGCUCAACCUGUGCUUUCUGGAAAUGGUAGUCAUCUCGCUGAAUCAUUACGUGAAGUAAUGGCACAAGUGGAUGAUGACGUAAUAAAUUAUUCACGUGAGACUCAAUAUGUUCGCAAAUUGUACUUUAUGAAGCGACUGAUUGAAUCGCUUGUUAUUAAAAAUGGUGCAUUAUGUGACGAAGUGUCGCGUUUAAAUCAACGUAUUCGAACAGUAAUGGAAGAAAGAAAAGUUUUGGCAAAACGAUUACAACAUCAUGAGCGUAAUAGGAUUCGUAGAAUUCAAACCAAAUUAAAGAAGCAAGCAGCUGCUCGUGCUGCAAAAAUGAAUGAAUCACAAUCAGUGCUUGCAUCUGCAACAAGCGGCACAGAAGGUUUGCCAGGUGGUGAUAUCGAAAAUUAUGAAAGUGACGAUUCUGAUAAGACACUUGUUUCUAGUGGUGCGGCUUCUCCGAACACCAGCGCGUCAAUGUCUCGUGUAGAAACGCCGGAACCAGCUUCACGCAGUCAUGAAUUUAUAUCGAAAAUGACACCUUACAAUACUAAUGUUCAAGAAGGUGGAAAAUGUAAGAUAAAAAGCGGUAUGCGUCGUCAUCUUUCAACUAAACGUUCGCUUAUUGAUCGAAAAGAAAAAAAAAUUUCAUUAAAUUAA